This is a messenger RNA of Pongo pygmaeus (Bornean orangutan), 2933 nucleotides long. RefSeq names its product dolichol kinase (gene DOLK). Gene Ontology annotation, cellular component: endoplasmic reticulum membrane. Bases 1160 to 2776 code for a protein of 538 amino acids. Gene Ontology annotation, biological process: dolichyl monophosphate biosynthetic process. Gene Ontology annotation, molecular function: dolichol kinase activity. The transcript has a single exon. Lineage: Eukaryota; Metazoa; Chordata; Mammalia; Primates; Hominidae. The record is from RefSeq and is a predicted model, not a curated record.
UUGAAUGAGAUAACUCAUGGGAAGCGCUCCACCAGGGUCUGACGCUAGAAAGCACUUUGUCAGAAUUGUAGCUUUCGUAUAUAAUAUUUCAUCUUCUUGUCCCUAAAGCCUAGUUCAAUCCCUGAAAUCUCUUGGAGGAUUUGGACAUGCUGGCUGACUGAUUCAGUGCAAGAAAAGAACGAUUCCAGGCGCGGAGAAGGCAGAAGCCGCAAGCGUGGCUCCGCUCAACGCGAAACAAAAUCCUAAGAAGAACAGAUCGCGGGAGAGGUUGGGGAGCCAGCAGGGCGCACUCGACGCCGGGGCAGGACACUGGGAGCCUGCAGCAGGGACGUGGGUGGGGGGUACCCCAGGCGACCGCAAAGCUCCCCGUGGCUCGAGGGAGCGUCACGGCCAGAGAAGGAAGGGCGGGUGAGGCGCCAAGAGACGCGCCGGAGGUGAGAGAGAAGGAAGGCAAAGGGCCCUGGGUGAGGAGAUGGGAGGCCGAGCGCGGAGGGAAGGGGUGAAGAGCCGGCCCCCCUCCUGAAGAAGACUCUUCAGAUCCCCGCGCGCGGGGACCGUUUGGACGUAACCGCCUCCCGUCUCGGUGCCCGUCCACCCAGCCGGGGUUGGCCCUGCCACCGUCGCCACAUCCCGCCUCCAAUUCCCGCCCCGCUUCCGCUCGGCUUUGACCCCGCGCUUCACAGCCACCCCGGUCCACUCUACCCGCUCCGCACCUCACACACGGCCCGCCGGCGGCCGCCGCCAUCUUCGCGCGCGCGCGCGCCCUAACCCCGCCCCCAGACGACAUGCCCACGUGACCGCUCGCCCCCGGAUCCGGAGUGUGGGCGGGGAUUUCGUCACGUGACGUUGCCGCGGGGCGGUGCCAAGAUGGCGAGGCCCAAAGAGGUGAGGAGCCGGCAGCGGGGGCGGCUGUAACUGUGAGGAAGGCUGCAGAGUGGCGACGUCUACGCCGUAGGUUGGAGGCUGUGGGGGUGGCCGGGCGCCAGCUCCCAGGCCGCAGAAGUGACCUGCGGUGGAGUUCCCUCCUCGCUGCUGGAGAACGGAGGGAGAAGGUUGCUGGCCGGGUGAAAGUGCCUCCCUCUGCUUGACGGGGCUGAGGGGCCCGAAGUCUAGGGCGUCCGUAGUCCCCCGGCCUCCGUGAAGCCCCAGGUCUAGAGAUAUGACCCGAGAGUGCCUAUCUCCGGCCCCGGGGCCUGGGGCUCUGCUGAGUGGAUCGGUGCUGGCAGAGGCGGCAGUAGUGUUUGCAGUGGUGCUGAGCAUCCACGCAACCGUAUGGGACCGAUACUCGUGGUGCGCCGUGGCCCUCGCAGUGCAGGCCUUCUACGUCCAAUACAAGUGGGACCGGCUGCUACAGCAGGGAAGCGCCGUCUUCCAGUUCCGAAUGUCUGCAAACAGUGGCCUACUGCCCGCCUCCAUGGUCAUGCCUUUGCUUGGACUAGUCAUGAAGGAGCGGUGCCAGACUGCUGGGAACCCGUUCUUUGAGCGUUUUGGCAUUGUGGUGGCAGCCACUGGCAUGGCAGUGGCCCUCUUCUCAUCAGUGUUGGCGCUCGGCAUCACUCGCCCAGUGCCAACCAACACUUGUGUCAUCUUGGGCUUGGCUGGAGGUGUUAUCAUUUAUAUCAUGAAGCACUCGCUGAGCGUGGGGGAGGUGAUCGAAGUCCUGGAAGUUCUUCUGAUCUUCGUUUAUCUCAACAUGAUUCUGCUGUACCUGCUGCCCCGCUGCUUCACCCCUGGUGAGGCACUACUGGUAUUGGGUGGCAUUAGCUUUGUCCUCAACCAGCUCAUCAAGCGCUCUCUGACACUGGUGGAAAGUCAGGGGGACCCAGUGGACUUCUUCCUGCUGGUGGUGGUAGUAGGCAUGGUACUCAUGGGCAUCUUCUUCAGCACUCUGUUUGUCUUCAUGGACUCAGGCACCUGGGCCUCCUCCAUCUUCUUCCACCUCAUGACCUGUGUGCUGAGCCUUGGUGUGGUCCUACCCUGGCUGCACCGGCUCAUCCGCAGGAAUCCCCUGCUCUGGCUUCUUCAGUUCCUCUUCCAGACAGACACCCGCAUCUACCUCCUAGCCUAUUGGUCUCUGCUGGCCACCUUGGCCUGCCUGGUGGUGCUGUACCAGAAUGCCAAGCGGUCAUCUUCCGAGUCCAAGAAGCACCAGGCCCCCACCAUCGCCCGAAAGUAUUUCCACCUCAUUGUGGUAGCCACCUACAUCCCAGGUAUCAUCUUUGACCGGCCACUGCUCUAUGUAGCCGCCACUGUAUGUCUGGCAGUCUUCAUCUUCCUGGAGUAUGUGCGCUACUUCCGCAUCAAGCCCUUGGGUCACACUCUACGGAGUUUCCUGUCCCUUUUUCUGGAUGAACGAGACAGUGGACCACUCAUUCUGACACACAUCUACCUGCUCCUGGGCAUGUCUCUUCCCAUCUGGCUGAUCCCCAGACCCUGCACACAGAAGGGUAGCCUGGGGGGAGCCAGGGCCCUCGUCCCCUAUGCCGGUGUCCUGGCUGUGGGUGUGGGUGAUACCGUGGCCUCCAUCUUCGGUAGCACCAUGGGGGAGAUCCGCUGGCCUGGAACCAAAAAGACUUUUGAGGGGACCAUGACAUCUAUAUUUGCGCAGAUCAUUUCCGUAGCUCUGAUCUUAAUCUUUGACAGUGGAGUGGACCUAAACUACAGUUACACCUGGAUUUUGGGGUCCAUCAGCACUGUGUCCCUCCUGGAAGCAUACACUACACAGAUAGACAAUCUCCUUCUGCCUCUCUACCUCCUGAUAUUGCUGAUGGCCUAGCUGUUACAGUGCAGCAGCAGUGACGGAGGAAACAGACAUGGGGAGGGCGAACAGUCCCCACAGCAGACAGCUACUUGAGCAUGAAGAGCCAAGGUGUGAAAAGCAGAUUUGAUUUUUCAGUUGAUUUAGAUUUAAAAUAAAAAGCAAAGCUCUCCUA